Messenger RNA from Daphnia magna, 2485 nucleotides. RefSeq lists its product as uncharacterized. The transcript has a single exon. The record is from RefSeq and is a predicted model, not a curated record. Bases 1 to 969 code for a protein of 322 amino acids. Lineage: Eukaryota; Metazoa; Arthropoda; Branchiopoda; Diplostraca; Daphniidae.
AUGAAACGAAAUUCCUACGCAAACCAUUUUCCUUAUUUCGCUGUCAAUUUCGAUGUUUUUCUGACGUCUAAACGCUUCGCUUUACGGUACCCCGAGCUUGUGUCUGUAACUUCUGUCAACAGCUGUUUUGUGCUUUUGUUUAUGAUUUUCUUUUUUGUUGUUGCUGUUUUUUGCCACCCGUUUGGUGGCUCUCUGUGGUCUGCAAAAAAAAAAAAAAGAUUCGUAAGCAAAAAUAGCGGCUCAGCCACGUACCGAUUCUCGGUGCCGGGUGACGGUUGCGGGACUGAACCGGUGGCGGGAAAGCAGUGUUUUGGUCACGGCAACGUGCUGAUCAUUCGGACAGAAACAAAUGCUCAAGCAUGGGAAAACAGCCACGGCGUUCAGUGCUUAUUCGUGCCGGGUUUGCCCACCUCUCAACUACUGGAUUCCAAGGCAUUAUUGAUUGAAGUCGACGUUGAGAACGAGGAGCUGCCAGAUAUUCGUACACAAGUUCUGGUUGGCGGUAUUGCUGUCGAUCAAAAUACUCGGAUCAAGAUUGGAGAUCAUCUAAUUUUUGUCUUUUACGUUCACGAAGAUUAUAUGGAUAUGUUUAUCAAGAGUUGUUUCGCCUCGGAUGGAUUGACCAAUCGAAUUCAAUUAACCGACAGUUAUGGCUGUCCGCUACGACCAAAACUGAUGCAAGCAUUCAAACGCGUGGAUAAUACGCUGCAUGCAAGAAUGACAGCCUUCCGAAUCGCUGAAACGAGCACACUUUCUCUAACGUGCGAAGUCGAACUAUGUCGCGAAAUGUGCAGCAACCUAACAGCUUGUAGGAUGCAGCCUGCUCCGCCAAUUUUGGCUACGACAACAAAUACUACAAUCGCAGGGACAUCACCAGAGAAGUCUGUGAUUUCUUCCGUUCAGCUCCCGUUCACGAGCACUUCGCCAGUUUCUGCAAUAUUGGCUAUCUCUAGCCAACACGAAACGUGACAAUCUCAUACGUUUUAUCCCGUCCGCCCGACACAAGAAUCCGUUCUCUGCCGAUCACCAUAUUCGCAAUGCCUUCCAUUCUACCGUCAAUCCCUGUAUGGAGAUUAACCGCUAUACAUUCUGUUCACGCCUUACCAAAGUCGGCUAGAAAGCGCUGCUGUUACAAAAAGGAAAUUCAAACGGGAAAAUCAUUUGCCUUGUGGAAAACGAGAGUCUCUUCGAAAAUAUAAAAAAAAAAAAAUUUAUGAUAAUCUGAUCCAUUUCUUUUGUGACAUUAUUGUAGCUUGGCUUGUGCUUGCUGUGCUUCUUAAUCGAUUACUAACGUUCUCACAUCGCUUUCUCAAAUCUCUUCAGAGCAAACAAAGAGCAAAAAACAAAAUUAGUGUUUUCAUUUUAUGAUGAAGCCAUGUAAUCACUUAUCACCGCCACGUGACGUGAAAGUGCAGUGGCAUAAUUCCAUCAAACAAACCCAACAGAAAAAGAUAAAUGCUUGUUUCUUCUUUUUUUAUUUCUCUUCAAUUUCCGUACGUUUAACUUUCCCUGCAUUAACUAAAUCAUCCCUUAAUCGAAAUAAGAAGAAAAAAAAAACCAUUUUGGUUUGAUAAAGAUGCGAUUAGUACUAACUCGAACCCUUUUCCACAUCCUUCGCCGACAUAUUUUGACUUUUUCUUUCUGAUGCCGUAUUCUAUAUUCGAGACGUACAAUGAGUACAAAAAGAUGUUUUUAUUUUUGAUACGACGUGAUGUCCAAAAUCCGACAGGGAGAGAAAAUAAGGUGUGUCUGUCGAAAGCAAUGGACAGGUAGGUAGGUUGGUGAGCCUUCUCCAGCAUGUUUCCGUUUUGUUUUGUUUUUUUUUAGCCUCCGCACCAGCCCUCACCGGGUCAUUCUGUCUCUCACUACACGCACUUUGAUUCAUAUAGGACUUUCUUGCAUGGCAUUAUUAUUAUUAUUAUUUUUCAUUCUUGUUGUUGCCUUUACAAACGUCUCAGCAACACGAUUUUAAGGAAUGUGAAGGGUAACCUAGUGUAGGAGGAAGGAGGACACCCUAUAACUAUUUGAGUUUCAUUGACGCGCUCAACGAUCUUUCUUUAGUUUUUUUGGUUUUUUUUUUAUCGUAAAACACCAUGAGAAGAGUUUUGAGAAUUGAAAUUAUUUCGAAAGGGAAGGUGACGGUACCCCUUUUUUAUUUUCAAGGACGUGCAACCGUAGAAAGUUAAUAUUCAGUGCUUCUAGUAGUUGAAAAAAUGUCAAAGUCACGCUUUUCCCCCCACAAAAAAUCACGAUGACAUUGUAAGAACACAAGGAUAGCAACACUUUCGCUGGACUUUCUGUCUGUCGUGACGAGAAGACCAAAAUAAACAAAAACGAAUGUCAGGUUGUCCCUUUCGGUAGUAAACCGUGCAUGUGUUGCUUUUCCCAUGUAGACUAAAGCCGGACUAAAGCUAUACCAUGUGCAUGCAGUUUACAAUUCGACAAGAAGAAAACAAUUUCAAAUCCAAUAAAAUGAUGCAAUGUU